Dipodomys spectabilis (banner-tailed kangaroo rat) is the source of this 3415-nucleotide messenger RNA. RefSeq names its product outer dense fiber of sperm tails 2 like (gene Odf2l). Bases 1328 to 3064 code for a protein of 578 amino acids. Lineage: Eukaryota; Metazoa; Chordata; Mammalia; Rodentia; Heteromyidae. Gene Ontology annotation, biological process: negative regulation of cilium assembly. The transcript is spliced from 16 exons. The record is from RefSeq and is a predicted model, not a curated record. Gene Ontology annotation, cellular component: ciliary basal body; centrosome.
AAAAAAUUAGUAAUCUUUAAGGAUUUGGUUAUUACAUAAGUUUGCAGAAUAGACAUCUUUGUUUCAUAAACAAGUUCUACAGAAGCACAAUACUUUUGUCAAUUGGCAGUGUAUUCCACAUAAUUAAAACAUUUUAUUGCAAAACAUCUGCUUCAUAAAAAUAUACAUUUGUCAAUUAAAAUGAUAAUAUGUUUUGCAAAGGUAGGUUUUUGUUUUUUGUUUUUGAGACACAGUCUUGCUGUGUAGCCUGUGUGGCCUAGGAUUUGCAAUUCUCUUGCCUCAGGCUCCUGGAGUGUUGCAAUUAUAAGCAAAGUAUAUAUACUACAGAAAAUAUAUUUUUGUUUAGUAUACAUAUAUGUUUGUCUAUAGAAUUAUAACAACACAGAAUUAGUGAUGUGCCAUUGAGCCUCUGAAUAUUUUUUUCUCCUUGUCAUUUCUCAGCUUUUUGGCUAAGAUCAGGCAUAGUAUCUAAGUAAUCUUUGUCCUUGAGAAUAUAGUUACUGAUACUUUCUGUGGAAGUAUCUGAGACUUACAUAUUUCAUUCACUGUACUUUAAAAGCUCUGUAAUGAAAGCUUUAUAGAAUGUUGGGCUAGAUAUCAUUUUUAGAUCUCUGUUAUUUUCCCAAUGACUUAACUGUGUUUGCUUAUUCUUUAAGAUAAUCACAACUAUAGAUGAAGAAAAAAAUUUUGGUCUUAAAAUUUUAUCUUGUGAUAAACCUUUUAAAAUAGUUGUGUAUAUGGCUGCCAUUAGCUCCCAAAGCCAAGUAAGAACUUAUUUAAAAUAAUGAUACUAAACCAGAUCUCAGCCUGCAAAAUAUGUUAUGUAAACUGAAGCUUCUUAUAUUCUUAGGCUGUUUUAAGGUUUUAUGAUAUAGGAACAAUUUUCUUUUAAUCCUAAAAUGAUGAAACAAAGUAUGAAUAAGAAAGAAUGCAGUCUAUUAAUCAUAUUUACUGAGGGCUAUAAACUCUAGAUUCUCUCCUCUGAUUAUUGUUUAAUCUAAUUAAGCUCUUAGUGUUUAGCAUUCAAUUAUAAAUAAGACAUUCCUUUUUUUGCCAAAUGUCAGUAGUUCAUUCUUCUUUGCUAUUCAGGAUGCUGAGAUCCGUAAGAUGACACUAAGAGUCAGCCUUGACAAGAGUUUGUGCUUCUUCAUCUCUGAAAUAACCAGCAGAAAACAGAGUUAGAAACAUCUCUCAAGAAGUAGAGCACCAACAGGAGGACCAAAAUUCAAACUCCAGUAGCAUUUAAAAAAAAUCUUGCAAUUUCCAAUCUACAGAAACAUAAUUUAAAGUUUCUGUGGAGAAGUUACUGAAUCUAUUUACUGAAUUUAUGGAGACAUUUACCAAUGAUGGUAGUCAUUCCAAAGAGCAUUUGCAAUUUUAUGCCAGUGAUGGACAUAUCAGCAGCCUGAAUCAAGACUUCUUAAAUGAAAAGACUGGAUUGAAGGCAACACUUAAGGAAGCUGAGCUGGCAGCCUGUUCUGUAGAAUUACUUUUGCCAUUAUUUAAGAACACCGUUGAAGGAAUCUGUAUAGACAAUCCUAACCUUUCUACAUCCAGUUUGAAGAUUUCUGAACAGAAGAAAAUAUUAACAAAAGAAUUAGAUACUUUUAAACGUGUACAACUGGCCUUAGAACAUUUUAGAAAGACAGACUACAAACAAGCAGGAGAUAAUUUACCCAGCAUGUUGUUAAAGAACCUAACUGAUAAUGAAAGUGAAAAUAUUAAUCUUAAGAAGAAGGUUCUGGAAAAGGAAUCAUAUAUUCAAGAACUCUCAUGUUUAUUUCAGAAUGAAAAGGCUAAUGCUUUGAAAGUAAACCGCUUUUCUCAGUCAGUGAAAAUAGUACAUGAUCGACUACAGGUCCAGAUUCAUAAAAGGGAAGCAGAAAAUGAUAAAUUAAAAGACUACAUAAAGAGCAUAGAGAACAAAAUAGCCAAAUGGAAUUUGCAGCUGAAAAUGAAUAAACAAGAGACUGUAGCAGUGAAAGAAUCAAGUCGACAAACAGUCACUGCCCUGAAAAAGGCAUCGAAAAUUUAUCAGCAAAGGUUCAAACAUUUUACAGGAGAUAUUGAACACCUUACUUCCCAAAUUAGAGGCCAAGAAGCCAAGUUGUCUGAAACAGUUUCAGCUUCCAAUGCCUGGAAAAGUCGUUAUGAGAAAAUUGUAAUUGAAAAAGCUGAAUUAGAGGUUCAUAUUGAAACAAUGAAAAAGCAAAUCACUGAUCUUUUAGAAGACCUGAAGAGAGUGGAAACCCAAGGGAAAGCUUCAUGUGAAGGAAUUCUUAGAAAACUUAACUCACUUGAAUAUGAAAAUGAAACUCUGGAUCUUGAGAAUACAAAGUUAAAGACUUCACUUGCUGCUUUGAAGGAUGAAGUUGUUUCUGUUGAAAAUGAACUCAUAGAAUUGCAAGAAGUAGAAAAACGACAGAAAGACCUGAUUGAAGUAUAUAAAACUCAGGUAGAAAAGUUGCAGGAAGCAGCUGAAAUGGUGAAAAGCAGAUUUGAAAAAUUGCUAAAGGAAAAUAGCCUAAUAACAAAAAACAAAAAUAAAAAAAUAGAGAAGUUUGAUGGAAGUCAUAGUCUUCUGACAAAGCUUUCACUUGAGGAAGAGAAUUCUCUCAUUCAGUUAAAGUGUGAAAACCUUAAACAGAAAUUAGAACAGAUGGAUGCAGAGAAUAAAGAUCUUGAAAAGAAGCUAGCAGACCAAGAAGAAUGUCUUAAGCACAGCAAUCUGAAGCUUAAAGAGAAGUCGGCAGAAUAUACAGCACUGGCCAGGCAGCUGGAAGCUGCUUUAGAAGAAGGAAGACUAAAGGUUUCUGAAGAAAUAGAGAAAAUGUCAUCUAGAGAGAGGGCUUUACAAAUUAAAAUACUAGAUCUGGAAGCUGAACUUAGGAAGAAAAAUCAAGAACAAAACCAACUUGUUUGUAAAAUAAACAAUAAAGCACAAUAUCAGGAAGUGUGUUUGAAAGAAAUACAACACAGUCUUGAGAAAACGGAGAAUCAAAAUGAAAGUAUUAAGAACUAUUUACAGUUUCUUAAAACUUCUUAUGUCACAAUGUUUGGAUAAAUUUUUGAAUCUAUUUUCUAUUUUAGUAUGUUUUGAUUUGUGUUAGUUCCAAUUGAAGAUACUUGAAAUCUAAUUUAUUAUCUAAUUGAAAUUGUAAAACACAAUAACUGUUUUGUUUUUUUUUUGCUUAAUCAUUCUCAUUUAACACUUGUUUAAUUCCUUUUAAAUUAUAUCGGAUUUUAGAAUGUUUUUCCCAUGUAUGAACAGAAAUUAGAAUGUCUUUGUAAAGUUUUUCUACACCAUUCAAAUGAAUUUGUAGUAAAUCUAGGCCAAAUAUGUGAUUUUGCAUAAUGUAUAUAUUUGUUUUAUGUUAUGGUGCUAUGUAAAUAUAAUAAAAUAUGCUGAACUUUA